AGACAGAUACGCCGCCUGUCGAGGAUGAGCCGAAGGAUGCAAGGAGCAGCAGUGCCAGUGGCAGCAGGAGAAGAAGCAGGAGGAUCAGGAGCUGGAGCAGUGUGUGCAAAUGUUGUGCGAGCCAUUAAUCACACGAUUUCAUGAAUACAUCAGCCAGUGAGGCGCAGAGUCGGCCAGACGAUGUUACCAAGGCUAGGACAAGUACUCACACACGCACACACGCACACACGCACAACCAAAGAGGCACACACGCAGUCACACACAUGGGCAAGCCCACAUAAG
Molecule: messenger RNA, 282 nt
Organism: Drosophila erecta
Lineage: Eukaryota; Metazoa; Arthropoda; Insecta; Diptera; Drosophilidae
Exons: 1
Coding region: 110-160 (16 amino acids)
Source: RefSeq, a predicted model, not a curated record